AUGAAUCAUUUUGCAAAGGUUUGCAAAAGUAGUCAAAAUCGAGAUCAAAAUAAAUUUCCUCGACAGCCUCGCUCAUCACGCCAAUUCAACAACUCGUCAAUUAACACUGUUAAUAGACAGCACACUGACGAUGAAAGCAACUCAUCCUCGGAAGAUGAAUACAUCUACAUGGUGAACACAAGCUCAGUAGUUGCGUCCAAGGACAAUUUGACUUCCAAAUUAAAGAUCAAUCGAACGAAUUUUCGAGCACUCAUCGACACCGGGGCGUCUAUCAACAUUAUAGACGAGCCGACAUUUCAACACUUAUGUAAACAAAGACCUAUUAAAAUACAUCGUUCAAAAGCACGAAUAUAUGCGUAUGCUGCACAAUCGCUGCUUCCUAUGCUGGGAGUAUUCGAAGAAAUCAUCGAGUCGAAGACAAAGAUGACAACCGCCAAAUUUCACGUCGCAAAAGGGGACAAUGGCAACUUGCUUUGCUCAGAAACUGCAAAACAACUACAAAAGUAA
This is a messenger RNA of Paramuricea clavata, 507 nucleotides long. The record is from the annotation of a GenBank genome assembly. Lineage: Eukaryota; Metazoa; Cnidaria; Anthozoa; Malacalcyonacea; Plexauridae.